Heteronotia binoei (common prickly gecko) is the source of this 5350-nucleotide messenger RNA. Its product is annotated as zinc finger protein 585B-like. Lineage: Eukaryota; Metazoa; Chordata; Lepidosauria; Squamata; Gekkonidae. The transcript has 12 exons. The record is from RefSeq and is a predicted model, not a curated record. Gene Ontology annotation, biological process: regulation of immune system process; negative regulation of transcription by RNA polymerase II; regulation of cytokine production. Bases 1 to 3927 code for a protein of 1308 amino acids.
AUGGAAGAGCAGAACCCAGAAGGUCCUGGAGCUGACAAGAGAGCAAGGAAAGGCCCCCGUCCCACCCGAGCUGGGAGUGACUUUGUAUUCUGCGAAAGCCCGUUGCCAGAGAUCCGCAAUCAGCUCACUGCAGUCUCAGAUGUUCAUUGUCAAAGCUUCUGGCAGUUCUGCUACCGUGAGGCCGAUGGUCCCCAAGACGAAACGGAGUAUUGGAUCAGAGGAUGUGGGCUGGAGACCAGUUCCCAGGCGGUGGCCCUGGCUGAAAGCUUCCUCUUGAGUCAAGCAGAGGAAAAGAGGCAGGGAGGACAGAUGUUGGCAUCAUCCGAGGAGAAAGAAGCUACAUUUGCUGAGACGGGAGGAGCUUCCUCAGAGCAAGGGCAGAGGGCGCAGGCCCAGGAGCGUGCCGAAAACGAGGACUCAACAUGCCUAACUGCGACUGGGGCACACUGGCCCGCAAGAGGAGACUUCAAUCCCCCUCAAUUCCGGUUCCUCUCACGGGACUAUGCUGCACCAGCCGCAUUGAAGCUGAGUCCCUUUUCCUUCGAGGAGGUGGCCGUGCAUUUCACCGAGGCAGAGUGGGCCCUGCUGGAUCAGGAACAGAAAGCGCUCUACCGGGAAGUCAUGCAAGAGAACCAUGAGAGCGUGGCCUCUCUGGAAACCAGAAGAGAGACUUUAGCGGAGAAAGGGGACCUCGUCGCAUCCAAAGAAAGGCUGGAGAUUUCCUCCAGAGGAUCCCAAGAGCACAUUUCCUUUCCAGAUGAACUGGCUGACAGUGUAAAUGGGAUCUCUGUCUUUAUUCCAGCACAGGAUGAUCAGAGAACUGAGGAAGGUGAGCAACUUGAUCAGCAGUUGCCAGAUCAAAUUAAACAUGAAGACUUGAAAGAAAAAGUCAGCAAUGGAGGCAGACCGAAGGGAAAGAAAGGAAGUCAUAUGGUUGAGAAGCGAGAUGGAAGACCGCGUAAUGUACAUUAUCUAACGGAGGGGAUAAUGAAGGCAAACAAAGCCAUUGAGUGUGGAAAGUACUUCAUAAAUAAAUCAGGGCUCCUUGUGCACCAAAGAAUACACACAGAGGAGGAACGUUUUGAAUGCUCAGGGUGUGGGAAAGGAUUCAGUGAGAGCAAGAGAGUCCUCAGUCCUAGAGAGGCACGUGUGGGGGGGGGAUUUCCAGCUUCCGCCCUUGCAAAAGCCACAUUUGAAUUUCCCGGGCUGCGGCAUGAAGGCUUGGGAAGGAGUGGGCAGCAAUGGAAAGAAACUCUUGAUGCUUUCUUCACUAUCACCGUGUGGUGGAGGGAAAAGAUCCAUCAUGAGGCCUGUUCAGGAUCCCCAGUGUCCUUUGAAGAGGUGGCCGUGCAUUUCUCCCCGGGGGAGUGGGCCCUCCUACGCCCAGCCCAGAGAGCUCUCUACAAGGAAGUCAUGCUGGAGAAUUAUGGGAACGUGGCCUCUCUGGGACCAGCGAGUGCCAAACCUGACCUCAUGUCCUGGCUGGAAGGAAAAGAAGAGCAUUUCUUAUUGUUCUCGGCUGAAGAGGAGGAAUUGGCAGCCAGGGAUAUGCAGAGAAUUCAGGGAGAGGCAAAAUUUUUUAAAAGCCUGGAGUGUGGGAAGAAGCUCAGUUGGAGUGACAAUGUUACUUCUCAUCAAAGAACUCAUAGAGGGGAGAAACCACAUAACUGCCUGGAUCACGGCAGCAACUUUCAUCAGAGGGGAAGACUGACUUCACAUCAAAGAAGCCACAAAGGGAAGAAACCAUAUAACUACCUCAAAUGCAGGGAAAGCUUCAAACAAAAUGGAAGCUUUAUGUAUUAUAAGAGAAUCCACACAGGACAGAAGCCAAAUACAUGCCUGGAGUCCUUUAGUAGCAAAGGAGGCCUUCCUUACCAUGAAAGAAUCCAUGUAGGGGAGAAGCCUUAUAAAAGUCUAGAGUAUGGGGAAAGCUUUCUACGGAAGGGCACUUUAAAUUUCCAUCGAAAUAGUCACACAGGAGAGAAGCCAUAUAAAUGCCUAGAGUGCGGGAAAGCCCUUUGUCGCAAGAAUAGUCUCACUUACCAUGAAAGAAUUCAUACAGGAGAGAAACCAUAUAGAUGCCUGGAGUGUGGGGAAAGCUUUCUAUGGAAGAAUACUUUAAUUUCCCACCAAAGCAUUCACACGGGAGAAAAGCCGUAUAAAUGCCUUGAGUGUGGGAAAGCUUUUAGUCGUAAGUUAAGCCUCACAUACCAUGACAGAAGUCACAAAGGGGAGAAACCAUAUAAAUGUCUGGAGUGUGGAAAUAGCUUUGUAAGAAAGGAUACACUAUCUUCCCAUCAAAGAAGUCAUACUGGAGAGAAACCAUAUAAAUGCCUGGAGUGUGGGAAAAGUUUUCUACGGAAGUAUACUUUAAUUUCCCACCAAAGAAUUCACAAGAGAGAAAAGCCAUAUCAAUGCCUUGAGUGUGGGAAAGCUUUUCGUCAUAAGUUAAGCCUCACUUACCAUGUCAGAAUUCACAAAGGGGAGAAACCAUAUAAAUGUCUGGAGUGUGGAAAUAGCUUUGUAAGAAAGGAUACACUAACUUCCCAUCAAAGAAGACAUACUGGAGAGAAACCAUAUAAAUGCCUAGAGUGUGGGAAAAGCUUUCUACGGAAGAAUACUUUAAUUUCCCACCAAAGAAUUCACAAGGGAGAAAAGCCAUAUCAAUGCCUUGAGUGUGGGAAAGCUUUUAGUUGUAAGUUAAGCCUCACUUACCAUGACAGAAUUCACAAAGGAGAGAAACCAUAUAAAUGUCUGGAGUGUGGGAAUAGUUUUGUAAGAAAGGAUACACUAACUUCCCAUCAAAGAAGUCAUACAGGAGAGAAACCAUAUAAAUGCCUGGAGUGUGGGGAAAGCUUUUUAUGGAAGAAUACUUUAAUUUCCCACCAAAGAAUUCACAAGGAAGAAAAGCCAUAUCAAUGCCUUGAGUGUGGGAAAGCUUUUCGUCGUAAGUUAAGCCUCACUUACCAUGUCAGAAUUCACAAAGGGGAGAAACCAUAUAAAUGUCUGGAAUGUGGGAAUAGCUUUGUAAGAAAGGACACACUAACUUCCCAUCAAAGAAUUCAUACAGGAGAGAAACCAUAUAAAUGCCUGGAGUGUGGGGAAAGCUUUCUAUGGAAGAAUACUUUAAUUUCCCACCAAAGAAUUCACAAGGGAGAAAAGCCAUAUCAAUGCCUUGAGUGUGGAAAAGCUUUUCGUUGUAAGUUAAGCCUCACUUACCAUGACAGAAUUCACAAAGGGGAGAAACCAUAUAAAUGUCUGGAGUGUGGGAAAGCCUUUUGUCGCAAGAUAAGUCUCACUUACCAUGAAAGAAGUCAUACAGGGGAGAAACCAUAUAACUGUUUGGAGUGUGGGAAAAGCUUUCCAUGGAAGAAUAUUUUAGUUUCCCACCAAAGAAUUCACACGGGAGAAAAGCCAUAUCAAUGCCUUGAGUGUGGGAAAGCUUUUAGUCGUAAGUUAAGCCUCACUUACCAUGACAGAAUUCACAAAGGGGAGAAACCGUAUAAAUGUCUGGAGUGUGGGAAAAGCUUUCAUCAAAAUGGUAAGUUAAUUUCCCAUCAAAGAAGUCACAGAGGAGAAAAGCCAUAUAAAUGUUUGGAGUGUGAAAAGUGCUUUAGUAGUAAAGGGGGCCUUACUCGCCAUGAGAGAAUUCAUACAGGGGAGAAACUAUAUAAUUGUCUGGAAUGUGGGAAAAGCUUUCAGCAGAAAAAUACAUUCACUUCCCAUCAAAGAAUUCACACAGGAGAGAAACCAUAUAAAUGUUUGGAGUGUGGAAAGUGUUUCCGUUACAAAGGAAACCUUACUUCCCAUGAGAGAAUUCACACAGGGGAGAAACCGUAUAAAUGUCUAGAGUGCGGGGAAAGGUUUCUAUGGCAAAAUACUUUAAAUCGCCAUCGAAAAAAUUCACACAUGAGAGAAGCCACAUAAAUGAAUGAGUGUGGGAAUGCUUUAAGUAGCAAGACAAGCCACAUGUACCAUGACAGAUUUCACACGGGGAAAAAUAUAUAAAUAGUGUAGAAGCAGCUUUCGACAGAACAGUAUGUUAGCUUUCCAUUAAAAAAAAUCAUACAAUGGGGAACCCAUAUAGAUGCCUGCAAUGUGGGAAGUGUUUUAGUAGCAAUGGAAGCCUUACAUACUGUGAUAAAUUCAUACAGUGGAGAAACCAUAUAAAUGCUGCAGUGUGGGAAAAUCUUUUGAGGGAAAAAUAUGUUAACAUUUCAUCAAAGAAUUCACAUGGGGAGAACUCGAAUAUAUGCUUGGAGUGUGGAAAAGGCUUUAGUCAUAGAAGCCUUACCGUAAACAAAUUCACACUAGGGAGAGACCAUAUACAUGCCAGGAAGAUGGGGAAAGUUUUACAUGGAAGGAUAGUCUAACUUUCCAUCAAACAAUUCACACAGGAGAAACCAUAUGAAUGAUUGGGGUGUGAAUAAGGCUUUCAAUAGAAGAAUGUUAACAUUCUGUCAACUCACACAGGGGAGAAACCAUAUAAACGCACAGAGUGUGGGAAAUGCUUUAGUUCUAAGAGACUUAGAUGCCAUGAAAGAAUGCACAUUGAGGAGAAAGUGGCAUGGGGAUAGACAUUCCAUCAAAGAAAAGUAGACCGGGAAAUUAGAAAGCAGCCUGAUUUCUGGCAUGAUAGCACUGUCUUAGACAAUUCUGUUUCAGUCGAAAAGAAAGGUUUCUGUCUAGAUAGCUGUAGAAGUGAGCUGUGACUAAGGAAAGCUCAUAUCCUGCCGCAAAUUUAGUCUUCCAGGUGCUCCAGCUCUUUUUAACUGAUGUAGACAGACUUAAGAUGGCUACCCACUGCAUUCUCUCUCAUCCCUAAAUCUAAUAAAAUAAAAUACGUAAGAAUUGUGGGGGGUCUUCCUCUUGUUUUGUGGGACAUUCCCCCAGUUGGGAGCUGCAUACGUGAAUUGUUCUGUGUGUGUUGCUCUCUGUCUCACCCAUUAUCUUUCCACAGAUGAGCAAAGCAGUUGUAAUAGAUCAUAUUGAGAGAAGCAGUCCUGUAGCUCUGUAGACCUUGAGCCCUGAAAGGCUUUGUCAGUAAUACCCUGCGCCUUGAUGUAAACUGGAAAACGGAACAGUCGCCAAUGGAGCAACUCAGAUACGUUUCGUUCUGUGCCUCUCCCCAAAUUCUAAUCAAGCUGCAACAUUCCGUACCAGCUGGAGAUUCUGUCUUCAAGGGUGGACCCAUGUAGAGUAUAUUACAGUAGACGGGCUGCCUGGUUAACUGUGGCUUUGACUUUCAUUGUGUGUAUUGAUUCUAUUCUGAGCAUUACUGCCUCUAAAAUUCCCUGUAUUCUGAGAAUAAUCAAGUAUUAUGCUUCAAUAAACUAUAUACUUAGUUAAA